AUGGCAGCAACAAGUAGUGUUCUGCUACAGCUGGUGCUAGCAGCAACUGCAAUCAUUUUGCUAGAUAAGAUUGGCGCCGUCAGCAGUAACACUGCAGAUUUACAGCGCGAGUGGUGGCGAAGCAAACUUCCAGAGGUUGGAAUACCCGAAACGCUAGCAGUUCGUCUGUCUCCUCUUUCUUCAACGCAAGUACAGAAUUUCGCCACAGGGCUGAAGAACAUGGACGCGACUUAUGCCGGUCAAUUCUGCAAGUUUGCCGGUUUGUUAUGCCGUGAAGAUGUGCCUCAUAUUCUUAGACGAGGUUCAUCUCAUGGAAAAUCAGAAGGCACUCUUGAGGAAGAGAAGGAGCACGUGUUCUUCGACAAGGAAGAGCUGCGGGAGUCGGGGCAAAUAAUCUUGCCGGAUCUGAACUUUCCUCAAUAUUUGAAGUCAUUUUUGCCCAAGGACUUAGCAGAGAUGAUGCCACCAUUCUCUUCUGCAAAUGUUUCUCAAAUUCUGAACUUGUUAGACAUCCCGAGAGAGUCGAAUAUGUCCCGCAGCAUGGUGGACACACUGAGGAUUUGUGAAGAAAGGGAGGAUGAAGGAGAAGUGAAGAGUUGCAGCACCUCCAUUGAGGGCAUGGUGGAAUUCGUGGUGUCUCUUUUGGGAUCUGAUGUGGAGCUGCUUAGUGACCCAUCUGUUGUAGGAUCUGGUCAGCGGGUCACGGUUACCAUGGCGGCCAAGAGGGAGAAUAUUGUGGGCGGUAAACCGCCCGUAACCUGUCAUAAUUUCGUGUUUCCAUAUGGGAUGACUUAUUGCCAUUCUUUCAAUGGAAGUGAGGUGUUUGAUCUGCAGUUGGAGGUUGUGCAGGAUGAUGAAAAAGUAGUAAGGAACGCUACAGCAAUCUGUCAUUAUUUCUCUGAUGGAACAUUUCCGUCUAACCAUGAGGUGGUUUUAGAUGUACUACGUUUUCAGUCUGUUCUUGUUACUGCAGUUUGCAGUGUGGAUGAGGGGCUGUUGUACAUUGUUCAAGAGGUUAUAACGGGACCUCACAAUGUAAAGAGCUAA
Messenger RNA from Cryptomeria japonica (Japanese cedar), 1047 nucleotides. RefSeq names its product BURP domain-containing protein 16. Lineage: Eukaryota; Viridiplantae; Streptophyta; Pinopsida; Cupressales; Cupressaceae. The transcript is spliced from 4 exons. Bases 1 to 1047 code for a protein of 348 amino acids. The record is from RefSeq and is a predicted model, not a curated record.